AUGGAUCAGAUCCAGACCGUCGUUGCCAACCGAUGGCCAGCAAUGGCCUCCGUCGUUGCCGUCCUGGCGUGCGUGUUCGUCGCGACUUCGCUACUCGGCCGCGGCGGCGAUUCCAAUAAUCUGCCUCUCCUGGGCAAGGAGUACGGCCACGCGGAGAAGCGACGCAAGGCGUUCAUCACGAACGGCGUAGACUUCUACAAAAAGGGAUACCAGCUGUUCAAGAGCAAGGCAUACCGGCUGACGACUCUCGAUGGGGAGCGUAUCGUUCUGCCAAGGAAUCUCAUGGAGGAAGUGAGACGCCUGCCGGACGACAUCAUCGACAUCAACACGGCGUUCGAUGUGGUGAACGAACACAAGCACCUGGGCAUGGGCGACAGGAAGCUCACCGAGUUCUUGAUCCACAUCAUCCGCGGCGACCUGACCCGGUCCCUAGUCCGCAUCAACCCCCGGCUGUCGGCCGAAACAGCACGCACCAUCACCGACACGAUGCCCCCGUGCGACGACUGGACGUCCGUCACCGUCUACCCGACGGUGCUGCAGAUGGUAGCCGUGAUCUCAGGCGCCAUCUUCAUCGGGCCCGACCUGUGCCGGGCGCCCGAGUACCUGCACGCCAGCAUGAACUACACCAUGGCCUUCAUUAACGCGGUCUCAAAACUCAAGCAGUGGAGCUCGAAGCUGCGCUGGCUGGGGCGCUACUUCACGCCCGAGGUCGACGCCCUGCACGCGGAGCGCAAGAAGGCGCACGCGUUCCUGGCGCCCGUCAUCAGGGAGCGGCGCGAGGCCAUGCGCGCCGGACGCGAGUUGCCGGAUGAUGCCCUGCAGUGGAUGCUGAACAAGGUCGACGACUUUGGUCUCAGCGACGAUGUCGUGGCGGAGACGCAGCUGAACAUGAGUAUGGCGGCUAUCCACACCACGACGCUGACGGUGACCAUGAUUCUUUACGACCUCGUCGCCCGUCCGGACAUCAUCUCCGAGCUCCGCGACGAGAUCAAGCGCGUCUUGGCCACCACCGACGGCGUCAUGACGACCCACGCGCUCUUCGAGAUGAAGCUCCUCGACAGCGUCAUGAAAGAGUCGCAACGCGUGAACCCGGGCAGUUUGAUCCGCUUCCAGCGCUGGGUCGCCAAGCCCGUCACGCUGAGCGACGGCACGCAACUGCCCGCCGGCGUCAUGGUCGAGACGCCGCACGCGCUUGCUGUGCAGGACCCGGAGCUAUACAAGAACCCAGAGACCUUCGAUGCCCACCGCUUCCUGGACCUGCGCAACGGCACGGUCCCGGACCCGCAUGGCUACAAGAACCGCGAGCAGCACCAGUUCGUGACUGUAACGAAAGACUUCAUGCACUUCGGGUACGGGCGGCACGCGUGCCCGGGCCGCUUCUUCGCCGCCAACGAGAUCAAGCUGAUCCUGGCGCGCGUGCUGCUCGACUACGACAUGCGCCUGCCCGACGGCGUGACUGAGCGCUAUGCGAACCUGAGCAUGGGCGCGAGUGCGUUCCCGGACCCCACGAAGGAGGUGCUGUUCAAGAGGGUGAAGGGUGAUGCUUAG
Molecule: messenger RNA, 1548 nt
Organism: Anthostomella pinea
Lineage: Eukaryota; Fungi; Ascomycota; Sordariomycetes; Xylariales; Xylariaceae
Source: the annotation of a GenBank genome assembly